This is a messenger RNA of Maudiozyma saulgeensis, 867 nucleotides long. NCBI's taxonomy places the organism in Eukaryota, Fungi, Ascomycota, Saccharomycetes, Saccharomycetales, Saccharomycetaceae. The record is from the annotation of a GenBank genome assembly.
AUGGAGGAACUAUUAGCUUCACAUCGUAAGCAGAAUAAAGAUUUGCAGAACCAAAUUACAGGGAUGAAGAAACAAGCAACGAAGUCUUCGAGGAAACAAGUAGUGGCGAAAUGUGAACAGUUACAAAUGGAUCUGAAAACUAAACAGGAACAAGAAAUAGCGGAGUUGAAUGGAGCAGUGGAUGGGGUGGACGCAGAUGAAGUGACUCCCGAGCAACUGCUGGCUCAAGUGUCAAUUAGUGAAGAAGAGUCUGUGCCUGUUGUCCAACAACAACAACCAAAGAAGAGAAGAAAUAGACAGAAGGAGAAACUGGCUAAGAGAGAUGCAGAAAUUGCUAAAAUGAAAGAAGAAGCAAGGAAGGAAGCUGCAGUUCAACCGAAUUUACAAAAAAUCGAACAAGACGCCAUUGAUAAAAUUUGUGAACUAAAUAAAGUUAAUCAAUUUGAUAUUAAACCGGAUGGUCAUUGUUUGUUUGCAUCAAUAUUAGACCAAUUACAAACACGACACUCAGAGUUUUUAAAAAUUUAUCCAGAUUAUGAUAUAUAUAAGCUAAGAUCCGUGUCCUGCGAUUAUAUUCGUGAACACAAAGAUGAUUUUAUACCAUAUUUGUUUGAUGAAACAACUAUGCAAAUUCAAGAUAUUGAUGAUUAUACUAAAGAAAUGGAAACUACAGCUAAAUGGGGUGGUGAAAUUGAAAUCCUGGCCUUAUCAAAAAUAUUCGAUUGUCCGAUAUCUAUUAUGUUUAGUGACAGACCACAACAAAAAUUUAAUGAAAAUGGGAAAUUACCCGAAUUGAAACUUGUUUAUUAUAAGCAUAGCUACUCACUUGGUGAACAUUAUAACUCCUUGCAUGAUAUAAUUAAUUGA